AACAUGCACUAUACACUGCAAAGAUCAUCAAAUCAACGGUCUGGAUCACCUAAAUUGGCCCCGCUUACCAACUUAUCGAAGGAUGUCGUGCAUAUCCUCCAACUAAUCUGCCUCUUCGCCGCUCUCUCUCAUCGUUUUCUUUCCAUUUCUUAUAACGUUUCAACAUCCCACGAGCAGACACCUCUUCCAUCUGCUAAUUCCUUUUUUUUAAUCCUUAUCUCUGCAACUCCACCUCUUCAAUUAUUUCUGUCUGUGUCCUUCCCAUAACUCCUCUCUCUCUCUCUCUCUCUCUCUCUCUCAAUACCCACAUAGAAUAGAAGAAGAAGUAGUGUAAAGAAGAGCAAGAAAUCACAACCACCUUCUUCUUCCCUCUACACCAAAACACUUCCAUGGCACUCGAGUCAUGGCUAAUCAAGGUAAAAACUGCCAUUUCCAACAAGAUCGACACCGUCCACAAAGCCACAUCCAAGACCGCCAAGCGAUCCAACGUAGGCGUCUUAGCCUUCGAGAUCGCCGGCCUCAUGUCUAAGCUCCUCCAGCUCUGGCAAUCCCUCUCAGACAAAAACAUCGCCCGUCUCCGCCACGAAUCCAUCUCCCUCAUAGGAGUCCGAAAGAUCGUGUCCCACGAUGAUACCUUCCUCUUAGGCCUUGCGUGCGCCGAGAUGGUAGAGAGCCUACGCCUCGUCGCCAAAUCAAUAUGCAGGCUCGGGAAGAGAUGCGACGACUUGGGUCUCCAGCAGUUCGAUCGCUUCUUUGAUGAAUUCGCCGAAUCGGGUCGGGACACUCACAACUGGAUCAUGACAUGGAAGGAGAUGGAGUCGAGAGCGGCUAAGAAGAUGAAUCGAUACGUAACCGCGACUGCAGCCCUUCAUAAACAGAUCGACGAGCUCGCAGAAACUGAGCAUGGAUUGAAAAAGCUACUCCAAUGCAGCAGCGAACAAGGGCAUGAAUCUCCAAUCAAGAUAAAAAAGAUCGCAGAGCUCCAGCAGAAACUCUUCUGGCAGAAGCAGGAAGUAAAGCACUUGAAAGAGAGCUCGUUAUGGAGCCGUAGCUUCGAUGCCGUUACAUCAUCGCUAGCAAGAUCGGUUUUCACCGUCCUUUCAAGAAUCAAGCUAGUUUUUGGAGUGGGGCACGAACUACCGCCGGCCAUCGCUUCUCUUCAUCGCAGCCUAUCCGUCUCCGCUACCGUCCAUCCUUCCGAAAACCCCACCACAUGCAAAUUCAUAUCUGGGCCAUUGACAACAUCAAAAUUUCAGGAUCACCAUCGAGAUCACACGAUCAACUUCCUUGAUUCGAACAAGAAGCUGCUAAAACCACCGGCGUCGACGUUAGGAGCGGCUGCACUCGCGCUCCACUACGCGAAUCUGAUAAUCGUGAUAGAGAAGAUGAUCCAAUCACCGCAGCUGGUUGGCGUCGAUGCUCGGGACGAUCUGUAUGUCAUGUUGCCUACGAGCAUACGGGUGUCGCUGCGAGCAAGAUUGCGAGGCGUGAGGUUAUCUGCUAGCGAUCCAGCGCUGGCUGGAGAGUGGCGAGACGCGCUGUGGAGGAUCUUGGAAUGGCUAGCGCCGCUGGCGCAUAACAUGAUAAAAUGGCAGAGCGAGCGGAGCUUCGAGCAGCAGAACAUGGUGCCGAGGCCCACCACAAUUCUUCUCCUCCAGACGCUCUUCUUCGCAAACCAGGAGAAGACGGAGGCUGCCAUCACCGAGCUUUUGGUGGGUCUCAAUUAUAUAUGGAGAUUCGAGAAGGAGAUGAAUGCAAAAGCAUUGUUCGAUUGCUCCAAUUUCAAACAAGGAUUGUCUGCUGAAAUCAGCCCUACUUCUUCUGCUUAGAUUUUCUUUUUAUUUCUUUUCUUCUUCUUCUUCUUUUUC
Molecule: messenger RNA, 1868 nt
Organism: Magnolia sinica
Lineage: Eukaryota; Viridiplantae; Streptophyta; Magnoliopsida; Magnoliales; Magnoliaceae
Product: protein PSK SIMULATOR 1
Exons: 1
Coding region: 390-1829 (479 amino acids)
Biological process (GO): positive regulation of growth
Source: RefSeq, a predicted model, not a curated record